Leptosia nina is the source of this 495-nucleotide messenger RNA. The record is from the annotation of a GenBank genome assembly. NCBI's taxonomy places the organism in Eukaryota, Metazoa, Arthropoda, Insecta, Lepidoptera, Pieridae.
AUGAUUCUCGGCUACGCCACAGCUAUGAGACCUCACGGCUUUUCCGGAACUCUAGUGGACUUCACGGAUCCAAAGGUACAAGGUCAUCUAGAUGCUUUAGUUCGGAUGGCCCAGUCCUGCGUGAUCAAAGUCAGAGCCUCGCCCAAGGACGUGAGAGCCUAUUUCACUAACUCACCCCCGAUUACAAGGUCUGGACAAUGUUUUGCAGCCUGUAUGUUGGAACAGAGUGACGUCAUCAAUCAUGGAAAGGUGAAUCGUGAACUAUUAAUCCACCUUGCCAGUCUGGUCAACGGCAAGAACUCUCGCGUGGUUCGGAAACUCCACAGCAUUUCCAGAUUAUGCCUGGACAGCGUAGAGGGAAUGUCAGAUCGCUGUCAACUGGCUUCAACAUACAACGACUGCCUUAACGAGAACAUGAUUGAGUUUGCCUUCCCGCUCGAUCUGGCUGAGGAGGCUGUCAGAAAGAUGCCAUUCCACCUUAUACAGCCUAAGUGA